Gekko japonicus is the source of this 3099-nucleotide messenger RNA. RefSeq names its product villin 1 (gene VIL1). Gene Ontology annotation, molecular function: actin filament binding; phosphatidylinositol-4,5-bisphosphate binding. The transcript is spliced from 23 exons. Lineage: Eukaryota; Metazoa; Chordata; Lepidosauria; Squamata; Gekkonidae. The record is from RefSeq and is a predicted model, not a curated record. The coding region runs from base 1 to 3099 and encodes 1032 amino acids. Gene Ontology annotation, cellular component: cytoplasm; actin cytoskeleton; lamellipodium. Gene Ontology annotation, biological process: cytoskeleton organization; barbed-end actin filament capping; actin polymerization or depolymerization.
AUGGAGAAGGCAGGUGGCAUUCAGCACGGAGGGAAGGAGGGAACAAAGGUCAUCCCUGCACUUGCUUUAUUCAGGUACGAUCUGUCUCCGAGGUGCUGUGUGCCCACCAAGCAGACGCCUCAAGUAAGUGCCAGAUCCUUUCAUAAAGGGCUGAUCACUAUGCCAGAACUCAAUGCUAAAGUCACGAAGACACUGAACAAAACCACGCCUGGACUCCAGAUAUGGAGAAUUGAGAACAUGGAGAUGGUGCCUGUACCACCCAAAGCAUAUGGGAACUUCUAUGAAGGGGAUGCUUAUGUGCUUCUCUCGACGCAUAAGACUGGGAGCAGCUUCUCCUAUGACAUCCACUACUGGCUGGGCAACUCGUCAUCUCAGGAUGAGCAGGGUGCAGCUGCAAUCUACAGUACCCAGAUGGACGACCACCUGGGUGGGGUAGCAGUACAGCAUCGGGAGGUCCAAGGCUAUGAGAGCGAAGUCUUCCGGGGCUACUUCAGAAAUGGACUCAUAUAUAAGAAAGGGGGAGUGGCCUCAGGCAUGAAACACGUGGAAACCAACACAUACAAUGUGCAGCGGCUGCUGCAUGUCAAGGGCAAGAAGAAUGUGGUGGCUGCAGAGGUGGAGAUGAGCUGGAGCAGUUUCAACCAAGGCGAUGUGUUCCUGCUGGACCUGGGCAAGCUCAUCAUCCAGUGGAACGGUCCUGAGAGCAACCGUAUGGAGCGUCUGAAGGGGAUGAAUGUAGCCAAGGAUAUCCGUGAUCAUGAGCGUGGAGGGCGAGCACAGAUAGGUGUGGUGGAUGGCGAGGCUGAAGCUGCUUCUCCUGGGCUGAUGAAAGUCUUGACCUAUGUGCUGGGGCCGAAGAAGGAAAUCCAGCCAGCCAUCUCAGAUGCUGUGGUGGACCAGAAGCUGAAAUCUUCUCUGAAGCUCUACCACUGGAAUCACCAGGGGCUCAAACCAGGCACGACCCAGCAAGCUGACCAGGUCGCCCUCUACCACUAUCAAGUCCAGACGUCCCUUGAAUUGCCCUGGCACACGCAAGCGAUGUGGCCUGUCCACUCGCAGUUUCGGCAGAUCGCAUUGCGGAAUUGGCAUGACUUCCUCUCGUGCUUCUCUCCAUGGAGGUCGUCCGGCUCAACCUGCAUGGCCGUGGCGGGGUGCAACCGCUCCCAGGCGAUGGCGGUGGAUAGGGCAGAGGCGAGGGUGACGGUCUCUGCUUCCGUAAUCCGUCACUUGAGCUUCUCCUCCCUUUGUCCCACGACAAAGCGGUCUCGGAGGGCCUCGUCUAAGUUUGCCCCGAACUUACAGUCUGCGGCCAGGUGGCGGAGCUCUGCGAGGAAAUCCGCUACUGUCUGCCGGGAUUGCUACAUCUUAGACCAGUGUGGUGUAAGGAUCUAUGUAUGGAAGGGCAGGAGCUCUAGCAAGGAAGAGAAGCAGCAAGCCAUGACACGGGCUCUGGGUUUCAUCAAAGCAAAGAACUAUCCACCUACCACUGGUGUGGAGACUGAAAAUGAUGGCUCUGAAUCUGCAGUGUUUAAGCAGCUCUUUCAAAAAUGGACGGUCCCCAACCAAACUGUUGGCUUUGGCAAGACCAGCUCAGUUGGUAAAGUAGCCAAAGUGGAGCAGGUGAAGUUUGAUGCCACCACUUUGCACGCCAAGCCUGAGACGGCUGCCCAGCUCAGGAUGGUGGAUGACGGCUCUGGAGAGGUGCAGGUCUGGCGAAUUGAGAACUUGGAGCUGGUGCCGGUGGAGAGUCGCUGGCUUGGGCAUUUCUACAGUGGUGACUGCUACCUCAUCCUCUACAAGUACCAGAUUUACAAUAAGAUCCACUACAUCAUCUAUAUUUGGCAGGGCCGCCACGCCAGCCAGGAUGAGAUCACUGCAUCUGCUUACCAGGCUGUUAUUUUGGACCAAGAGUAUAAUAAUGAGCCUGUGCAGGUGCGAGUGACCAUGGGCAAGGAGCCUGCCCACCUCAUGGCCAUUUUCAAGGGGCACAUGGUGGUAUACAUGGGUGGUACCUCACGAGCUGGCAACACAGAUCCAGUGCCUUCCACCCGCCUUUUCCAAGUUCAUGGAUCCAAUGAGUACAACACCAAGGCCUUUGAAGUGCCUCCCCGUGCCACCUCCCUCAACUCUAAUGACGUCUUUAUUCUCAAAUCUCAGACUUGCAGCUACCUCUGGUAUGGGAAGGGCUGCAGUGGGGAUGAAAGGGAGAUGGCCAAGAGUGUAGCGGACCUCCUCUCCAGGACAGAAAAAGUGGUGGUAGCUGAAGGCCAGGAGCCGGCUGAAUUUUGGCUUGCCCUGGGUGGAAAGAUGCAGUAUGCCAACAACAAAAGGUUACAGGAAGAAACCCUCUCCAUCAUGCCUCGACUCUUUGAAUGUUCCAAUAAGACAGGCACUUUCCUUGCUACGGAAAUUCCAAAUUUUACUCAAGAUGACUUAGAAGAAGAUGACGUCUUCUUGCUGGAUGUCUGGGAUCAGGUCUUCUUCUGGAUUGGCAAAGAGGCAAAUGAAGCGGAGAAGAAAGCAGCAGCUAUCACUGCUCAAGAGUAUCUGCAUAGCCACCCAAGUGGCCGUGACCUCGAUACCCCUAUAGUCAUUGUGAAGCAAGGCUGUGAACCUCCAACAUUUACAGGCUGGUUCCUGGCAUGGGACCCCCUCAAAUGGACUGGUAUGAAAACCUACGAGGAACUGAAAGCUGAACUUGGAGAUGACAGCAGUCUAAAUGAGCUCACUUCCGUAAGUGUUGCAGAAGCAAGCGGACACCAGCUCUCCUAUGCCCUUUCGGAGGCCCCUUAUUUCAAGAGACAGCAUGCCUUAGACAAAUUUUGUUAUUCCCGUUCACCUCCAGAGGAAAUCGUUGAGGCAAAAGAGAUUUUCACUGCCAACACUACUUUUGCCAAGCUGUCAAUUACUAUGUACACACCAGAGCAGUUGGUGAACAAGCCUGCAGAAGAGCUACCCAAGGAUGUGAAUCCCAGCAGGAAGGAGGAUUACUUGUCAGAAGAAGAUUUCAUUGCUGUCUUUGGAGUAUCUCGACAGGACUAUGCUACACUGCCCCAGUGGAAACAACAGGCUCUUAAGAAAGAAAAAGGACUCUUCUAA